This is a messenger RNA of Epinephelus lanceolatus (giant grouper), 1605 nucleotides long. It is a transcript of the gene c5h11orf96, whose product is annotated as chromosome 5 C11orf96 homolog. The record is from RefSeq and is a predicted model, not a curated record. NCBI's taxonomy places the organism in Eukaryota, Metazoa, Chordata, Actinopteri, Perciformes, Serranidae.
UCAGCAGACUGAGACUCACACACAAAACGAGAAACAGCCAGAGAGAAAAGAGACAGCAGAGUUGAGACAGAAGCACUCACAUCGAGGAGUGAAGAACACAGGCUGAUUAGAGCUGAUCGAGAGCAGUUAUUUCUUUGAGAUUGGUAAUUGUUGUUGUGCCUGGACCUGGAGGUUUGAGGAGUGUUUGUUUGACUUUGGAUGAACUCUUUUUUUGUUGCUCCUGAGACAGAGACUUCUCUUCAAACAGGACAAAGCACCAAAAACAGCAAGGACAGACAAGUUUGAGACGUUCACAGGCAAUCAGCUGUCAUCUUCCAGCUGCGUCCACAAUUGGUGUUGCAUUUGAUUUGAACUACAUUUAUUUUUAUACUAAUUUGGGCUUCUGGUCUACCAAUGGCUGCUGUGCGUCAGAUGGUUAUGGAGGCCUCUGGCUUCCACGUCCUGCCAGCCCACCUUAUGGCCUCAGCCAUGGAGGAGUUCCCCCAGCAGCUGCCUGUCCCCAAGUGCCCAGCAAGAGGCAAGAGCCGCUCCCGCCGACCUCGUGAGGCUCGCUUCAAAACACAGCCUGUCACAUUUGCUGAGAUCGCAGAAGUAGAAGAGGAGGGUUCCUCGCCACUGGAGGAGGAGAGGGCACGCCGCUCCUUCCUGCAGUCCCUGGAGAACCUGCGGAGGAGCACACAGACCCUCCACUGUCCACCGGCUGCCCAUCACAGCUGCACCCCCACACCCACACAGGCCAGCCUGGACUCAAGUGACUCCGACUCCACUCAGUGAGAGGUGGGACGUGCCCAUCUCCUGGCAACCAUGUUCCUCGCUUCGCCUUGACGCCGCUUCAAAUGGAGGCCAACUGAACUGAACCAAACUGGCCUGUCUGCCAGCCUGCCUGUGUGUGUAAGCUGCUGCUGCCUGCAUUUAAUCUAUACUAACAUAUCAACAUACAGUGUAUAGCUUGAAGAUGCACAUCUGUAAAGAUCUCCACCAGUGCCACAGGCUGGUUAUACUGCUGUAUAGAUAUGACGAGUGUGAGAGUAGCAGAUGAUGCUGUGUUGAACACACCACUCUUCAAAUGUAUUCCUUUUCUACUGUAGAUGUCUAUGAGGAAAACUUGAAUGAUGAAAGUUGGUUGAUAUUUUUCCAUUUUAAAGUUGUAUAGGUAUUUUUGUUUCAAUCCAGAUUUUUCUACUUCACCAGUCACCAUACAAAGGACUGUUAAGUUAGAAUUGUGAUUUACCACACUGUAAAUACUUUGACUAAGCAAUGUACGGAGUGCCGGCAGUGACCCGGCCGUCACUGCAGCGGCGGAGUACCAUUACAAAGCUUUGUCAGGACUUGAGAUCUUGUUUUCCAGCUUCACAGUGAAUGAAAUCUCUGCUGUUGCUUCAAUUCCUGAGCGAAAGAAAAUGCCUUUCUAAAUGUCCUUAUUUAUUCUAUAUUUUGUUCAUAACCAAGUGGAGUUGUAGAUGUGAUAUUUUAUUGCUCUUUCUGACUUCUAAAGUCACCUUGACUUUCAAAGAAAAUCAUAACCUUUAUACUUUAUAUUUGUUUUACUUUAUACAUAUAUGUUACGAUGUUUGUUAUAUGUACUUUAAUAAAUAUUUUCAAGUA